AUGAAUAAUUGCAGUAUACACACGGCAAGCACGGAGUUCAUCCUCACAGGUCUGACUGAUGACCAUGACCUAAGGAUCAUACUGUACCUAGUGUUCUUGGUAUUUUACAUUAUCUCUGUUAUUGGAAAUGUGGGCAUCAUUGUAACUAUACAGCUCGGGGCUACUCUGCAGACUCCAAUGUAUUUUUUUGUCAGUCAGUUGGCAAUGCUUGAUCUUUUCUAUUCUUCUAUAAUAACUCCAAACACACUGGCAAACUUCCCUCGGAAUAUUAAAUCCAUAUCUAUCGGUGGAUGUGCCACACAGUUGUUACUAUUCGGAGGUUCGGCAACCACAGAAAGUUAUUUAUUAGCGGCCAUGGCCUAUGAUCGAUUGGUAGCAAUACGCAAGCCUUUGCUUUAUGUAACCAUCAUGUCUAAUGCAGUAUGUAGAUAUUUGGUGGCCGGUGCAUAUUUUGCAGGAUUUUUGAACUCUUUAAUCCACAUCAGUUUUAUCUUUUCAUUAAAAUAUUGGAAAACCAACGUGAUUGACCAUUUUUACUGUGAUAUUCCACCGCUCUUUAAAUUAACAUGUUCUGAUACAUUUCUGAACUGGGUGAUUAUUUUGAUUUUUGGAGGAUUGACUUCUGUCAUUUGCCUAUCUACCAUUCUGUAUUCAUAUUUAAAUAUUCUGCAAACUAUUCUAGGGAUUAAAUCCUCAAAAGGAAGAAGUAAAGCCCUUUCCACCUGCACAUCUCACCUGACCUGUAUCUCUGUAUUCUACAGCACUCUCAUGCUCACAUAUCUCAGACCUCCAUCAGAAUCUUUGCUAAUGAAUGACAAGAUAACCUCUGUCUUCUACACAGUAGUCAUUCCCACAAUAAAUCCAAUCAUUUACAGUUUAAGAAAUACAGAUGUAAAAAUAGCAGUGAGAAACAUUUUUAAUAAGUAUUUUAAGCCAAAUGUUGCUUAA
This is a messenger RNA of Bufo bufo (common toad), 948 nucleotides long. RefSeq names its product olfactory receptor 1020-like. Gene Ontology annotation, biological process: sensory perception of smell; G protein-coupled receptor signaling pathway. Gene Ontology annotation, molecular function: odorant binding; G protein-coupled receptor activity; olfactory receptor activity. Gene Ontology annotation, cellular component: membrane. NCBI's taxonomy places the organism in Eukaryota, Metazoa, Chordata, Amphibia, Anura, Bufonidae. Bases 1 to 948 code for a protein of 315 amino acids. The transcript has a single exon. The record is from RefSeq and is a predicted model, not a curated record.